This is a messenger RNA of Struthio camelus australis, 1514 nucleotides long. It is a transcript of the gene VXN, whose product is annotated as vexin. The record is from RefSeq and is a predicted model, not a curated record. Gene Ontology annotation, biological process: neurogenesis; neuron differentiation. NCBI's taxonomy places the organism in Eukaryota, Metazoa, Chordata, Aves, Struthioniformes, Struthionidae.
GAAAGGCAGUCAGUGGAGAGAGCUGGAAAAUGCAUCAGAUUUACAGCUGCAGCGAUGAAAAUUUAGAAGUUUUCACCACUGUGAUUUCAUCCAAAUCGUGUAGUCCUGCCCGAAGAAGAGCCACAGCGCCGCAGCACACCCUAACAAAGAGUGUGAUAGCAGUAGCUGAUUGCCGGCCCCACAGGACAGAAAAGCCGCAGCCCCACCAUGGCGAUCUCCUCCAGGUGCUGUACAGAGAUGAUGAGGUGUGGGGCUUGGGCCACCUGCCGAGUGGGCAGCAGGCACCCUGCCCUGCCAAAUGCACUGCCAAGCACAUGGGAAUUCCUCAACAAGAGUCAUCCAAGUCCUGCAGUCACCAGUCAGAUAGAAAAUCUUUGCAGUUUCCAGCGUCGUCUGUUACCCAUAUCACAGCGAAACAGGCAGCUGUCGCAGAAUCACCCACAGAUGACAGCACUUUUACGGAAGAUCAUAAACAGCACUUGAGGAAGACCACAGAAUACGACCUGACCCUACCACCAGGAGCAGAAGCUUCUUUACCUCUGACAGGAGGCAACCUGUGUGGGACGCCCAGCCUCCUGAGGAAGAUGUUGAUGAAGCACAAAAAGAAGUCAGAGUAUCUGGGAGCAACAAACAGUGCCUUUGAGGCAGACUGAUAAGUCUCAGCAUCACUUGGAAAGACAGAAAUUCCUUUAGCCAGAACAAGAUGCUUUAGUGUUGCUGUGGAACCGACACAGCACAGCUCAUCCAGGGAAAUGAUAUCAUUUUUAUUACUUGAUGCCAUUCUUUCAGAGAGAGGAUAACUAAAGUAAAAAAAAAAAAAGUGAAUAUGAUGUGACUCACUAGCCUUUCUUUGUUGUGACAUACUAGAAUCCCAAACAUUCCAACAGAUUGAUGUCUUGACUCAGUGAUGCUGAAACUCUUGCUGACACAUUUACCAUUUUACAUGUCCUGUCUUAAUCAGCUCAGAUUCACAAUAAGAAAAACCUACCAAGAAGUUUGCAGAAAUCUGCAAGAUAACAGAUCAAUUACAGAGUGCCAUUAAAUCUCAGGGGCUUGUUCGUUAUGUACCACUGCUUGUCCUUUUCCCCUCUCAUACCCUUUCCUCUGAAGUGUGAGUUAAAAAUUGCAUCUUAUGAUAUGCUUGGUUGACUGACAUAUGCUAAACAUGUUUUUUCUUCAGUUUUGAUGUUUCAAGACAGGAGUGAACAGAUGCAAAAAUGGUAAAAGAAUGGGUGAGUCAGAACUUAUUAAGUUUGCAAAUACACAUUUACCAAAUUUUGCUAUGUGACAGAUGAGUGGUGUUAUAAAGUGUCCUGCCAGAUCAACUGUAUAAGCAAUUGAGUAACCCAGGAGAUACUUUCUUCCACAGAACCUGCGUAUAUGUUAACUAAUAGCAUCAACUUACUAGCUACCUGUCUGGUGUAAAAUAUUUCACCAGGCACACAAGGUGCUAGGAGGAAACAGAAGCUAUGUAAAUGGUGCAACCAGACAACUCAGUGUGAGAUGGUUGUAUA